Messenger RNA from Cryptomeria japonica (Japanese cedar), 1808 nucleotides. Its product is annotated as F-box/kelch-repeat protein At5g15710. Gene Ontology annotation, molecular function: protein binding. The coding region runs from base 151 to 1428 and encodes 425 amino acids. NCBI's taxonomy places the organism in Eukaryota, Viridiplantae, Streptophyta, Pinopsida, Cupressales, Cupressaceae. The transcript has a single exon. The record is from RefSeq and is a predicted model, not a curated record.
AUUACUAUAAUUAACAAUAUACCUUUCUUCAUCCCAAUCUUCCCGUUGCCCUUUACAACUCUUGUUGAUCCUUCGUCUCCAUUAUAACAGAGGAGAAUGCACUGUAUUUUGUGAAGAGACUCGGGGAGAGGAGAGUAGAGAAGAGGAGCAAUGGAUGGUUGCAAUGUUGAACAGCUGAGCAUAAUGGAUGAGGAAGAGCAGCAGGAAGAAGAAGAAAUAAAAAUUGAGGUAAGACCACUUACUAAUACCAAUGAGGAGGUCUGUAUGGAUUCAUCAAUUUGGAGCAAUCUACCCUCUGAUAUAUUCGAAAGAGUAGUGGCCCAUAUGCCAGUUGUAUGCCUUUCCAAACUUAGGACGGUAUGCACAAAAUUGAACCAAACCAUUUCAUCAAAGAAUUUUCUGAAUGCCCAAGCGGAUCUGCCGUGUAGAGAAAUAUGGAUUGCUCUGUUUGAAACGGACUCAUGUUCCCAAUUCUGUGCAUACGACCCCAAUGUCAAUAGAUGGUACCGAAUCCCUCUCACAUUCCUUCCCUGGCAAGUCAAGGGACUCGCUUCUGCAGGUGGGUUGCUGUGUUGUAGGGGAGAGAUCGAUGGGUUCUUGUGCAUUGUAGUUUGCAAUCCCAUAACAAAGGAUUGGACGGUGCUUCCCCCCAUGAUCAAAAGGAGGCUUGUCCCCUUUAUGGCUAUCCAAGUAUUAGCGGACCAAACAGAGAAAGGAUUUAAGGUAAUAGUUGCAGGGGAUGAUGUGCAGCCUGAUGGCCACACUGUCAAGGAUUUGAGCUGUGAAGUUUUCGAUUCCAGGACCGAUCUAUGGAGCCUCAGUGGGCCCAUCCCUCCAAACACCGACCUUGAAUUGGGUUCUGCAACCUGUAAUGGCAAUUUGUAUUUGUUGAGUUAUAACCCUCCUGGUGCCUUUUCUUUCAAUUUACAGGAAGGGGUGUGGACUAAACUGCAGGCCCCCAUGCCCAGAAACCUCACUAUGCCUGUCCUUGUGGAGUGUUCGGGAAGGCUUUUUAUGGUAGGGCGUGUUGUCAAGAGAAAUCCGAUUGGGAGCGUCAGAGUUUGGGAGCUAUCUGAAAAUGCCAUGGCCUGGAAAGAAUUUAUCAGAAUGAAGGACGAGGUUUUCAAGGAAUUGUACACAGAUAAGGGUGGUGAAUUGUAUUUCACUGCAGUUGGUCAUGGGAAUUUCAUUUACUUUUCCAUUUACCAAAGCACCCAAAUGCUUGCCGUAGAUAUACGCUCUAGAUUGUGGUUUUGUUUGCCACGUUAUCCAGCAACUGGAGCAUCUCAAGGUAAACAGUUUUUGUGUUACCCAUUUACCCCAAAUUUGUACGCAUCUGUUUCUAGAAACGAGUCUUCGGAUAUUACCACUCCCUUAUUAGCUGCUCAUGCUUUAUCUGGAGCCACCAACUCUUGGGAUCAGACCUAGGGACCCUGUCACAGAUCUAUGGAAUAAGUUUCAUAAUUCGUAAGAUAAACUUUUCCUGCAAAAGUUGGCCUGGAGUUUGGAUAUUGCUCAUUAAGUUUUGCGGUUCUGUUUAUUCAGGAGCCUGAGAGUAUCAGUGUCUUUCUUAUUUACUCUGUUUUCAGUCUGAUCACUGUAAUUGCCUUUUCUUUAAAAUAUGUAUAUGAUUUUCCUAAGAAUACAAGAUGAGUUUUCAAUUGUAUUUGUGUCUUUCACAAAUAUGAUUUUUUUUAAUUGUAAGAAGGUUGAGAUCCUCCAAAUUUCAAGAAUAGAAAUCUUAAUGUCAACUAUGAAGCUCUUAUCAUUCUGUGAUUUAUUUGUAAUUUUCCUAGUUAAUAAACGAA